AUGACGAGAACUUUAAUGGUGAUAGUGGUUAUUACUAGUCUGCUAGUGAUAUACGUCAUGGAAUUUAAAGUUUAUCAUGGUUCCAAUGAAGGCAGAAAGUCCAACUCUGGUCCGACUUCGUUUAUUUCUGAACAAAUUCCAACAAAAGCAAAUGGAAUCCAACAGAACACAUCCAAAGACAAUUUAGUGGCAAACACGAACAUUAGUAAGGACCAAGUUCCUGGCAUUAAAUGCUCAAAAAGAUUCAACAUUGCGUUUCUUAAGACGCAUAAAAGCGGCAGCACUACAGUUUCCAAUAUAUUAUAUCGUUUUGCGAUUCGCAAUCGUUUGAAUCUCGCAUUACCGAACAAAAGGGGUAAACCAAAUCAUUGGGUUUUAGGCGAUUUGACAAACUUUACGGACGCCUCUAUUCUGCGGUUACCCACAGGUGAACAUUAUAACAUUUUGGCGGUGGAAUCUAUUUAUAGACGGGAUGUUUUCAGGCGAAUCGUACCAAGUAAUCCGUAUUUUCUGACCAUAGUCCGAGAACCCGUGGACAGAUUCAUUUCUUAUGUAUUUUUCAACAAGAAGAAUAAUGUUGAAGGCAUGCCUUAUGUCAUUAAAAACUCAUUUUUGAAAGACAAAGUUUUCAAAAUGGCUGCCAAAGGCAUGAGCCUUGAUUUUGGAAUGAAGUACAACGGUUCAAAACUAUUGUUAGAUCCGAGGCGAUUUGUCCAAAAUAUUACGACAGAUUUUGAUCUGAUUUUGGUAGCAGAAUAUUUUGACGAGUCUCUAUUACUGUUGAAAAGACAACUCUGUUGGGAACUUAAAGAUAUCAUAUACAUUAGCAAAAACGUCAACGCCCAAAAACGUAAUUACGCUUUGGACGCUCAUGACGUUGAACGCGUGCGAAAUUUGACGCAAGUAGACAAUAUGCUGUACUCGAAGUCAAAGACUAAACUGUUGAAACAGAUUUGGAAACUCGGAAUCGAAUUCCUUGACGAAGUAUUCCAUUUUAAAGGAGUGUUAAAAUUGGUUAAAAACUACUGCGUUCAUGGGAUGAAACAUUUUUCUAAUACGACCAUACCGGAAUCGGAGUGGAACCAACGUUUCUCUGUGACGGAAGGUGAUUGUAGAUAUUUGUUGAUGGACGAACCAACUCUAGUUGGGAAUCUUCAAGAACGAACUUGGUUGCGGUAUACAAAGUUCAGAGAUGGUUUUUAA
This is a messenger RNA of Lottia gigantea (owl limpet), 1203 nucleotides long. RefSeq lists its product as hypothetical. The transcript has 2 exons. Gene Ontology annotation, molecular function: galactosylceramide sulfotransferase activity. Lineage: Eukaryota; Metazoa; Mollusca; Gastropoda; Lottiidae. The record is from RefSeq and is a predicted model, not a curated record. Gene Ontology annotation, cellular component: membrane. Gene Ontology annotation, biological process: glycolipid biosynthetic process. The coding region runs from base 1 to 1203 and encodes 400 amino acids.